Gadus morhua (Atlantic cod) is the source of this 3293-nucleotide messenger RNA. RefSeq names its product disintegrin and metalloproteinase domain-containing protein 8. The record is from RefSeq and is a predicted model, not a curated record. Gene Ontology annotation, molecular function: cell adhesion molecule binding; zinc ion binding; ATP binding. Gene Ontology annotation, biological process: positive regulation of membrane protein ectodomain proteolysis; positive regulation of cellular extravasation; proteolysis. Lineage: Eukaryota; Metazoa; Chordata; Actinopteri; Gadiformes; Gadidae. The transcript is spliced from 23 exons. The coding region runs from base 105 to 3293 and encodes 1062 amino acids.
UGUGCAGAAGGCCGGGUUAUUUCCCUCCCCAGGAUUCAAUGAAGCAUUAAGCCGAAGUUUCUGAACGGGUGAAGAUAUACAGUUUGGACUACUAGGAAUAAAACAUGCAAUACUUGGAUUAUUUAAUAUGUCUAUACAUCUUCUUUGGGGGGACGUGUGUGGACAGCCUAAAGAAACUACCUCAUGUGAUCAAAUAUGAAACAAUUACGCCUCAAAAACUACAUAAACUAUCUCAAACAAAUACAGAACAACAGAAAACCCCUCCAAUAGUCACAUUCUCACUGGCCAUAGAUGGGCUGAACAGGACUCUCCACUUGGAAAGAAACAUACAUCUUAUUGGGAGAAACUUCACUGUUGUACAUUAUUCUGACCAAGGCACUGCAGAAACAACCAUACCAGAUUAUAAGUAUCACUGCUACUAUCAAGGGCGCGUCGUGGAGGUGGAGGACUCCUCGGCCAGUGUCGACCUCUGCUCAGGAAUCAACGGGUACGUGCGUAUUGAGGACCAGUCGUACCUCAUUGAACCCCUCGCAGAGGAAGGGGAGACAGACCAGCAGGAAGGCACCGGAGAAGGGGAGGGGCUUCACGCCGUGUACAACUCCAGACACCUGAGACGGAAGAGGAGCUCCUGUGGCCAUGACAACGAGGAGACCGUCUUUGACCACGGGUCGAUCCCCUCCGGACUGUUCCGUCUCAGUAAACCGAAAAGCUCUCAGCAGAUGAAGAAGUUCCAGAUCGGCAAAACCAGAACAGUGGAAUUGGUUCUUGUGGUGGACUAUGCGGAGUACAAGAAGUACGGCAGGAAGACUGUGACAGCGAGGAUGCUUGCGGUGGUGAACCACGUGGACAAGCUGUAUCGUAGCCUGGGUAUCCGCGUGAUGCUGGUGGGUCUGGAGAUCUGGACCUACGGAGACCAGAUAGAGGUCAGCCCCGAUCCCAACAUCACACUGGAACGCUUCAUGGCCUGGCGCCAGCAGACACUGUUACCGAGGAUCAAGCAUGACAACGCUCAGUUCAUCACGAAGGUGGAUUUCAUCGGCAAUACCGUAGGCCUGGCGUACAUCGGUGAAAUAUGUACCAGCCGUUCUGUGGCCGUCAACGAGGAUCAUACCGACAACGCCAUCGGGGUGGCGACCACCCUUGCCCACGAGAUGGGGCACAACCUGGGCCUGUCUCAUGAUGCUCCAGGCUGCGUCUGCCGGUCCUCCCAGCCCCAGAGCGGCUGCAUCAUGGCCCCGUCAAACGGGCAUUUCAAUCCAGAGGUGUUUAGCACAUGCAGCCUGGACCAGCUCGCCCAGUUCCUGGAGCAAAAGGACCCUGCUUGUCUGCUGGAGACCCCCUCUACUGACCGCAUCUUUGGAGGCCCCGUGUGUGGAAAUGCCUUUGUGGAGCCUGGAGAAGAAUGUGAUUGUGGCACUGUGACGGAAUGUAAGAAUCCAUGCUGCAAUGCCACCACAUGCAAACUCAACGCAGGGUCCAAAUGUGCAGAGGGAGAGUGCUGCAGUAAUUGCCAGCUGCAGCCGACUGGCACCAGGUGCAGAUUUCAGGCCACAGAGUGUGAUAUGGCCGAGUUCUGCACCGGCUUCUCUGCCGCCUGCCCCAAGGAUGCCUUCACCCAAAACGGCCGGCCCUGUAACCGCCGGAGUGGCUACUGCCUCAACGGACAGUGUCCCUCCCGGGAGCAACACUGCAAGAGACUUUGGGGCCCAGAUGCUCAGGAGGCAUCGGCGCGUUGCUACAGCUUUGCUCGCAAGGAUCAAAAGUGUGGGACGCUGAUGUGCUCAGGAGGCUGGAAAUUCCCCCUCACUAACUCACGGACCACUUACCCUGUUCCCAAUGGAGAGCAAUGCUACGAGGCGUCCAUAGAUCCUAAGGACAACUUCCCAGCCGAUUUGGUGAAGAUUCCUACUGGGACCAAAUGUGGAAGCAACAUGGUCUGCUACGAACAGAGUUGUCAAAACAAGAAGGACAUAGUGAGUGUUUACGGAACGGAGGACUGCUCGGAUAAGUGCAACAACCGCGGGGUGUGUAACCACGAGAGGCAGUGCCACUGUGACCCCGGUUGGGCCACGCCCUACUGUGAUGAGAAGCUCACAGAAGGGUCUAUAGGGAUGAAACCUUCUGUCGUUAUUGGUUUGACAGUGGCCGCAGGGCUGGUUCUUCUGUUCGUCGGGUUCUUCGGAGUAGUGCCGUGGCGCAAAAAGAGCAGAGGCUCCCAAAAGAGACCUCGCCACACCUCCACUGGAGAGGUCAACCCCGUGUUCCAGUCAGGACAGGGAAGCCCUCGCCCCAGGCCACCGUCGAUCGGCAAGCCCAAGUUUGUGACGUCUACGGCUUCUCAAGUCUCUCGACCGGCGACUCAGCCUCUCAGGGGGGGAUUAGUACCCAGCAGAGCCGCGCCGGAGCCACCCAAGAAAAUGGCCUUUGUGGCUCAACCGCCUGGGGUCCAACAGGUAGCCUGCCAGGUCAAUACCUUCUUAUCAGAGCUGGCUGCUCAGAUUAGAACAACCGUACAAGUCAAAGAGCAGCCUUGUGUUGAACCAGGAGAAGUUCCCUGUGACGUCUGUACUGGGACCCAGCGGAAGGCUGUGAAGUCCUGCCUAGAGUGUUUUACCUCUUACUGCCAAACCCACCUGGAGCCACAUCAGAGAGUCGCUGGCCUGAAGAAACAUCGGCUGGUCGAGCCUAUGGACCGUCUGGAAGACAGGAUGUGUAAGAAACACGACCGACUUCUGGAGCUCUUCUGCCAGACUGAACAGGUGUGUGUGUGUCUGUUGUGCACAGUGACAGACCACAAGUCCCAUCCUGUUGUACCUCUAAAGGAGGAAUAUGAAGUGAAGACGGCCCAGCUGGGGAAGACGGUGACUGACGUUCCGCAGAAGAUCCAGGAGAGAAAACAAAAGAUUAAGGAGAUCAAGGACACAGUGGAACUGAGCAACAAAGACGCAGACAGAGAGAUUGCCCAUGGUGGGCAGGUCUUCACUGCUCUGAUAGGCUGUGUUGAAAAGGGCCGGGAUGAAUUCAACCAAACGGUUCAAGAGAAACUGAAAUCCACAGUGAAACGAGCUGAAGACCUCAUCAAAGAGCUGGAGCAGGAAAUAGAAGGCGUUCUGCACCGCGACAUCAAGCCUGAGAACCUCCCGGUGGAGACAGGCUCCGGGACGCCCCGGGUCCGGGUCAUAGACCUGGGGUGCGGCUGCCGCCACAACAGCGGGGUGUAUUCAGAGUUCAGCGGCACCGCCUCGUACACCCCCCCAGAGUGGUUCACUCUGCAGUUCUACAGAGCCAACUGA